AACCCCUCCCCCUCAUUUAUCCCCCACGCUGCCCAUCCUUCUCCGGUUUCACCCCUUCUCCUCAACCCAGCCGCAGCAGCAGACCCGCCACCGCGGCGCCAUGGCCACCGCCCCCCACAACCACCGCGGCCACCUCGUCCUCCUCGUGCUCUCCCUCGCCGCGGCAUUCGCCGCCGCCGCCGACUCCUCCUCCCACAACAUCACGGCGCUCCUCGACGGCCGCUCGGAGUACACGCUGUACAACAGCUACCUCUCCGAGACCAAGGUGUGCGACGAGAUCAACAGCGAGCACACGGUCACCGUCCUCGUCCUCACCAACGGCGCCAUGUCCUCGCUCGUCGCCAACCUCUCCCUCGCCGACAUCAAGAACGCGCUCCGCAUGCUUACGCUCCUCGACUACUUCGACGAGAAGAAGCUGCACUCCCUCGACGCCGGCUCCGAGCUCACCACCUCGCUCUACCAGAAGACGGGCCAGGCCGCCGGCAACAUGGGCCACGUCAACAUCACCGACCUCCGCGGCGGCAAGGUCGGCUUCGCCUCCGCCGCGCCCGGCGCCAAGUUCCAGUCCACCUACACCAAGCGCGUCGACACGGAGCCGUCCACCCUCUCCGUCCUCGAGGUCUCCGACCCAAUCACCUUCCCGGGCCUCUUCGGCUCCCCGUCGGCCUCCUCGGUCAACCUGACGGACAUCCUCGACAAGGCCGGCUGCAAGCAGUUCGCGCAACUCAUCGUGUCGUCCGGGGUCGUCAAGAUGUACCAGGCCGCCAUGGACAAGGCGCUCACGCUGCUCGCGCCCAACGACGACGCGUUCAAGGCCAAGGGCCUGCCCGAUCUGAGCAAGCUCUCCAGCGCCGACCUCGUCACGCUGCUGCAGUACCACGCGCUGCCGCAGUACGCGCCUAAGGCGUCGCUCAAGGUCGCCAAGGGCGACAUCCCGACCCUGGCCUCCACCGGCGCGGGGAAGUACGACCUCUCCGUCGUCGCCAGCGGCGACGACGUGUUUCUGGACACCGGCUUGGGCAAGUCCCGCGUCGCGUCCACCGUGCUCGACGACACCCCGACGGUGAUCCUCAAGGUGGACAGCUUGCUGCUCCCGUCCGAGCAAUUCGGCGGCGCGCCGUCCCCCGCGCCAGCGCCCGAACCGGCCGCUGACGUGCCCGCUUCGGCCCCGGCUCCCGAAACAUCUGCGCCCGCGCCCUCCCCCAAGGCCGCAGGCAAGAAGAAGAAGGCCAAGUCCCCUUCGCACUCCCCGCCCGCGCCCCCGGCGGACUCGCCCGACCUGGCCCCCGCCGACGCGCCGGAGGGUGACGCCGCGGACAAGGUCGACUCGAAGAAGAACGGCGGCGCCUCAGCGGCCGUGAGCUUCGCGGCCACGGUGGCCUGCAUCGCCCUGCCCGUCGCGGCCUUCUUGUGAGCGGGCGAGCGGCAGGUGUUCGACGCCGAGCCCCGCGUAGUUGUUCGCUCUCUGAGCAUGCGUGAUCUGACGCAAUGCAAUCUGUUGUUGCUCGUGAGUUCUCGUGGGCUCCAUUGAUAAUUUGAUAUGCUCAUCAGGUGUUUCUCCUUCUUCCUGGUUUGCUGGUUGGUAGGUAGUAGAAGUAAGAAUUAUUAGGAUUUGGUACUCCACUUCUCAGGUGGAGACGGAGAGCUCGGAACUGUCAUUUGAGGUUGAUUUGUUCUUCUGUCCUGUGCUCCUUCCAGCUGCAUUCUACUAGCUAUUUCGCA
Panicum hallii is the source of this 1722-nucleotide messenger RNA. RefSeq names its product fasciclin-like arabinogalactan protein 8. NCBI's taxonomy places the organism in Eukaryota, Viridiplantae, Streptophyta, Magnoliopsida, Poales, Poaceae. The record is from RefSeq and is a predicted model, not a curated record. The transcript has a single exon. Bases 101 to 1414 code for a protein of 437 amino acids. Gene Ontology annotation, cellular component: plasma membrane.